Messenger RNA from Lytechinus pictus (painted urchin), 2288 nucleotides. RefSeq names its product late histone H2B.L4-like. The record is from RefSeq and is a predicted model, not a curated record. Gene Ontology annotation, cellular component: nucleosome. Bases 721 to 1101 code for a protein of 126 amino acids. Gene Ontology annotation, molecular function: DNA binding; protein heterodimerization activity; structural constituent of chromatin. Lineage: Eukaryota; Metazoa; Echinodermata; Echinoidea; Temnopleuroida; Toxopneustidae. The transcript has 4 exons.
GCCUCUGGCAAGCUGUUAGAGCGUAAAGUAUUAUCAAGAAAAUUUGUUUGAACUCUGAAUCUGAUUUAACAAGCCUUUAGAUCGGAUUAAGCAUUGGGGCGAUCGCCCGCUUCCAGCUUUUUCAAGAGAAAAUAUUCCUGGAAUUUGAAAGGUCAUUUUGAAGAAAGGUAUGUUCAAUUCAACUGUGAUCAAAACAAUGUAAUUUGCACAAGAAUACAUUUCAUUGAACCAUUUCUUGGGGUGAACCAUAGUUUUACCAAAGGGUAAUAUUUUAGGCUUGGGGAAUGGAGGGGGGAAAAUGCUCAGGAAAUAAAUGUGCUAAUAGUUUUUAAAUAGAUGUAAUGCAAAAAAGACUUCUUUUUUUCUUUCAUAGUUAGAUUACAGAAAAAAAAUUAUGUUAAGUAAGUUCCAUUUCGUCAGAGUAAGGAAUCUGGACCGAGAUGGGAUGAUUAGAGGACAUCAUAAUGAACAGUUUCAUUGAACGACCCCUUUUCUCAAUAAUAAAGAGGUCUUAUUUUGCAUAUCACGUGAACAUGAUGCGACGAUGCAUGCAAAAAAAUAUUCCAAUCAUUAUACAUGCGGUCCGGAGUUGCAACGUUUCAAGUCGAAGUCCAGGCAGCUAGCUCCUUUGCGUUGAGAAAUCAUUUAUUUGGUGAUUAAUCUGUCCUCUUGACAACCCAGUUAUUUUCCUCAACUUUGAAAGAUCAUACCAGAAUCAAAAUGCCCGCCAAAGGCUCUGCUAUGAAGGGAGAAAAAAAGGCUGUCAAGUCGUCCAAGGCGAUGGGAUCCCGAACAGGGGACAAGAAGAGAAGGCGAAGGAGGAUGGAGUCAUACAACAUCUACAUCUACAAAGUCCUCAAACAAGUUCACCCCGAUACUGGUAUAUCAAGCAAAGCCAUGUCAAUCAUGAACAGCUUUGUUAAUGAUAUCUUUGAAAGGAUUGCAGCGGAAGCCUCGAGGUUGGCUCAGUACAACAAGAAAAGCACCAUCAGCAGUAGGGAGGUACAAACAGCUGUUCGCCUCCUACUUCCCGGGGAACUGGCCAAACACGCCGUAUCAGAGGGCACCAAAGCGGUUACCAAGUACACCACGUCGCGGUAGAGAUGCGGUCAUUUCGAACAGCUCCGGUCGCCACCGAAGUCAGAAAAAUGGUUGAACCCAUAUGGAAUGAAUCGCUGAGGCAUUAACCGAGAUAAAAACAUGCUGCAUCUAUCAACUAAUCUUUUUGGUGAUCAAUCAUUUGGACGAUUAGUAUCGUGAAAUAUUAAAAGAUCGUGUCACUUGAGCUAGUUGUUGAAAUUACAUCACAUGCUGAUAUGUCGGGAUCUGAGCAACGCUUGUCUUUCAUUGUUCCAUCUUUUGAUCGAAUUUCUUUGUUUGUCGAAUGAUUUCGGUUUAUAGUCAAGGAUAUACAUUAAGUACGCCAUCUUGAUAUUUUUUAAUGUUUGAGAUUCAUUUGUAGAAAUAAAGUAAUAUUGAAAAACAAUAUGCAUUUUGUAGGGCGGGGGAAGGGGUCCGUAAUAAAAUCCUACAGAAUAACACAAUUUUAGUUAUUGGCAUAACAGACACUUAUCACAUGCAAGUUUGGGGCCAAAGAAAACGAUAGAACUAUAUCAGAGAAUGAUUCAGUCUCUUGUCCUUCACCGGGUAGAUAUGUUUAAUUAAAACUUCCUGCUGAGUAAUUAUCACAAUAUAACUUACUAGUGUAUUCGUUUUCUGAGAUUAAUACCAUACGAAGUUCGGAAUUUAAGAACGAUGUUUAGUUAAGAUUUUGAAAGAUUAAGCCCCACCCUCCCAAAAAAAAAGAUCAUUUGAGUUAACAGAGAAAACCAGAAAACAUACUUGUAGCACUGAAAAUGCUAUGACAAUUGGAUAUAAAAUACGAAAUUAUUGGCAUUUUAAAGUUUAGUUUUUCCAUCACUGUAUAGGCCUAUUAAUAUAUAAAAUAUCGAAUGUUCAUUAUGAAAUAGUGUUUUCACAUUUUCCAUUAGGAAUCGAGCUUGAAUUUAAGAGAGGGUGGGAAAUGGGUAAAAAAUAUAUAUAUCACAUUCAUUUAAUGGAAUAGAAAUGAAAAAUGUGACGUCAUCGGUUUCCUCACUUACAUACCUUCCAUGAGAUAAGCAUAUAACUGUCUCGAGAAAUAACCCCCCCCCCUCAAGAUAAAAAAAUCAAACUGUUCAUAUUUGUUUCAUUCGAUUUUCUCGGAAAGUUCAAUGUUAUGAUUCUUCGAUUUUCUCUAUUAGUGGAUGGACAUGCCCUUCAAUGCAGCUGUGAUCAUAUUCUGGGGG